AUGGGUAUUGACAGUUUUUGCAGCUCUGACGGCUCUGACCCCUUCUGGGAUUGGAACCGCACAUGGCACACACACAACCCAGACCUGACCCGGUGUUUUCAGAACACUCUGCUGGUCUGGAUCCCCUGCGUCUACCUCUGGUUGUUUGCACCAUUCUACUUCUUUUACCUCAAAAGCCAUGAUUGUGGAUACAUAUGUAUGACCCACCUCAACAAAGCCAAAACAGUUAUUGGGUUUCUGCUAUGGAUUAUCUGCUGGGCAGAUGUUUUUUACUCUUUCUGGGAAAGAGGCCACGGAGUCGCAAGCGCACCCGUUUACCUAGUCAGCCCCACAAUGCUUGGCAUUACCAUGUUGCUGGCUACACUUUUGAUCCAGUAUGAGCGGAUAAAGGGAGUCCAGUCCUCUGGGAUAAUGCUCAAUUUUUGGCUUGUUGCUACAGUGUGUGCUACAGUUACCUUUCGAUCCAAAAUCCUGCAAGCAGUUAAUGAGCCGGCCACUGUAAAUGUAUUCCGAUACACCACCUUCUACAUCUACUACGCCCUGCUGCUGAUCUCCCUCAUCCUGUCCUGCCUCUCCGACCAGCCUCCUCUGUUCUCUCAGGCAGUCAAGGACUCUAAUCCAUGUCCAGAAGCCGGAGCUUGUUUUCUCUCCAAGAUCAGCUUCUGGUGGAUCACAGGGAUGAUGAUGCAGGGCUACAAACGGCCGCUGGAAGAGAAAGAUUUAUGGUCACUAAAUGAGGAGGACCGCUCUCGGGCAGUGGUGCCACAGCUGGUGCGGUGUUGGGACCAUGAAUGCAACAAGGUCAAAAGGCCAGAUGAAAAGACCCUGUAUUCUCCCAUGCGAUCUGCGAUGGCUGAGAAGGACAGGCGACCGAUCGAGGAAUCCGAGAUUUUGAUCAUGAAAACGCCUCAGAAAAGUGGCAGUCCAUCUCUGUUCCUUGCACUCUGCAGGACUUUCGGCCCGUACUUCCUCGUCAGCUCCUUCUACAAGAUAAUCCAUGACAUCUUGAUGUUCGUAGGACCAGAAAUCCUCAGGCUGCUGAUCCAGUUUGUGAACGACUCCAGUGCCCCCUCCUGGCACGGCUACUUCUACACCGCUCUGCUGUUCAUAUGCACCUGUGUUCAGACGCUUAUCCUGCAGAAAUAUUUCCACGUGUGCUUUGUGACCGGAAUGAGGCUCCGCACGGCCAUCAUAGGAGCGGUCUACAGGAAGGCGCUGGUUAUCACGAACGCGGCCCGUCGCACCUCCACAGUGGGAGAGAUAGUCAAUCUGAUGUCAGUGGACGCUCAGCGCUUUAUGGACCUCAUCACUUACAUCAACAUGAUCUGGUCUGCUCCACUUCAGGUCAUCCUGGCGCUGUACUUUCUCUGGCAGAAUCUGGGUCCAUCUGUUCUGGCAGGAGUUGCUGUGAUGGUGCUGAUGGUUCCAGUGAAUGCGGUCAUAGCCAUGAAAACCAAAACCUACCAGGUCGCCCAGAUGAAGAGCAAAGACAACAGGAUAAAGCUGAUGAACGAGGUUCUGAACGGCAUUAAGGUGCUGAAGCUGUAUGCGUGGGAACUGGCUUUCAGAGAUAAAGUGUCUGCCAUCAGGGAGAGUGAACUGCGCGUGCUGAAGAAAGCAGCUUACCUGGGUGCCAUCUCCACCUUCACCUGGGUCUGCUCUCCAUUCCUGGUGGCGCUCUCCACAUUUGCAGUGUAUGUGCUCGUGGAUGAGCACAAUGUUCUGGAUGCUCAGAAAGCCUUUGUGUCCCUCGCUCUCUUCAACAUUCUGCGCUUUCCUCUCAACAUGCUGCCCAUGGUCAUCAGCAGCAUGGUGCAGGCUAGCGUGUCUAUGAAGCGUCUGCGUGUGUUUCUGUCUCAUGAGGAAUUGGAUGAGGACAGUGUUGAUCGCAAAGCUGUUACUGGCUCUCCAGACAGCAUCAGGAUUGUGGACGGUGCUUUCAGCUGGUCUAAAGACGACCCCCCGACUUUGAAGAGGAUUAACGUGAGGAUCCCUGAGGGUGCGCUGGUUGCUGUGGUGGGUCAUGUGGGUUCAGGGAAGUCGUCUCUGCUCUCGGCCCUGCUGGGAGAAAUGCACAAACAGGAGGGAUCGGUGUCCAUCAAGGGCUCGGUGGCCUACGUGCCCCAGCAGGCCUGGAUCCAGAAUGCCACGCUGCGGGAGAAUAUCAUAUUUGGACAGAAGAGGAAGGAGAACUGGUAUCAGAGGGUGCUGGAGGCGUGUGCUCUACUACCAGACCUGGAGAUCCUGCCAGGAGGAGACGGCACCGAGAUUGGAGAGAAGGGUGUGAACCUGUCUGGUGGUCAGAAGCAGAGGGUGAGUUUAGCACGCGCUGUUUACUGCGACUGCGCCGUCUAUAUGCUGGACGACCCACUGUCUGCUGUGGACGCCCACGUUGGAAAACACAUCUUUGAGAAAGUCAUCGGGCCUCAGGGUGUUCUGCAAGGACGGACACGUGUGCUGGUGACCCAUGGGCUGAGCUUCCUGCCGCAGGCUGAUCUGAUCCUGGUGAUGGUGGACGGAGAGAUCACUGAGACUGGCUCGUACACCGAACUGCUUGGGCGACAGGGAGCCUUUGCUGAAUUCCUGCGCACCUACGCCAACGCCGAGCAGGAUGGAGAGGCUGAAGGGACAGGAGAUGCGGUGCCACGGAAAACGCUGGAGAAUGGAGGACCAGCGGCUCUGCUGAGACAGAGCCAGAACUCCUUAAACACAUCUGGAACAGCGAAGCCCCCACAGAAAGCUGAGAGUAACGACAUCACAGCCAAGAAGACCAAAUCUGCAGAUGCUGCCAAACUGACUGAGGCAGACAAAGCCAACACAGGCAGGGUCAAAUUUUCCGUGUUCUGGGAGUACAUGAAGGCCAUCGGCUUGUUUCUGUCCUUCAUCAGCAUCAUCCUCUUCUUCUCUCACCAUUUGGCGUCACUGGGUUCAAAUUACUGGCUUAGCUUGUGGACGGACGACCCGGUCAUUAAUGGCACUCAGCCUUCCAGACAGAUGCGACUCGGAGUUUACGGAGCUUUGGGCCUCUCACAAGGUAUUGCUGUCUUCUGUUACUCCAUCUCUGUCUCCAUUGGUGGAAUCCUGGCCUCGCGCUAUCUGCACGAGACAAUGCUCUAUAACGUCCUCCGGUCACCCAUGUCCUUCUUUGAGCGGACGCCUAGCGGUAACCUGGUCAACCGCUUCGCUAAAGAAAUGGACACCAUUGACUCAGUUAUUCCGAACAUCAUUAAGAUGUUCAUGGGCUCCAUGUUUAACGUCCUGGGCUCCUGUACGGUCAUCCUCAUCGCCACUCCGCUGGUGGCCAUCAUCAUCCCUCCUCUGGGGCUGUUUUACUUCUUUGUGCAGCGUUUCUACGUGGCAUCGUCACGGCAGCUGAAGCGUCUGGAAUCCGUGAGCCGCUCUCCGGUUUACACACACUUUAACGAGACACUGCUGGGUACCAGUGUGAUCCGGGCAUUCGGGGAGCAACGCCGCUUUAUUGGAGAGAGUGACAGUAGAGUGGACCACAACCAGAAGGCCUAUUACCCCGGCAUUGUCGCCAACAGGUGGUUGGCGGUGCGGUUGGAGUUUGUGGGAAACUGUAUCGUGACAUUCGCUGCACUGUUUGCUGUGAUGGCCAGAGACAGUCUGAGUCCAGGCAUUAUGGGACUGUCCAUCUCCUAUGCCCUGCAGGUGACCGCGUCUCUGAACUGGCUGGUGAGGAUGUCCUCUGAGCUGGAAACCAACAUCGUGGCGGUGGAGAAGGUGAAGGAGUAUGGAGACACUGAGAAAGAGGCUGAAUGGAAGCUGGAGCAGACCCCCGUUCCUGCCGGCUGGCCCACUGCUGGACACAUCAAGAUCCUUGACUUCGGCCUGCGCUACCGAGAGGACCUGGAGCUCGCCAUCUAUGACAUCAACGUCAGCAUCAAGGGAGGAGAGAAGGUGGGUAUUGUGGGUAGAACCGGAGCGGGAAAGUCAUCUCUGACGCUCGGCCUGUUCCGUAUCAUCGAGGCAUCGCAGGGGGAGAUCCACAUUGACGGGGUGAACAUUGCUGAUAUGGGCCUGCAUGAACUCCGCUCACGCAUCACCAUCAUUCCACAGGACCCAGUGCUGUUCUCUGGUUCUCUGCGGAUGAACCUGGAUCCCUUCGAUGGUUACUCUGAUGAGGACGUAUGGAGAGCUCUGGAACACGCACAUCUCAAAAACUUUGUUUCCGGCCUGCCGGACAAGCUAAACCAUGAGUGUUCUGAGGGAGGAGAGAACCUCAGUCUGGGGCAGAGGCAACUGGUGUGUUUGGCUCGAGCUUUACUUCGCAAGACAAAGAUUCUGGUUCUGGAUGAAGCGACGGCAGCUGUGGACCUGGAGACGGACAACCUGAUCCAGUCCACCAUCCGCACGCAGUUCGAGGACUGCACGGUUCUGACCAUCGCCCACCGCCUCAACACCAUCAUGGACUACACCAGGGUUCUGGUUCUAGAUAAAGGUCAGAUGGCAGAGUUUGAUUCUCCCUCCAAUCUCAUCGCCAAGAAAGGAAUCUUCUACAAGAUGGCCAAAGACUCCGGUUUGGUCUGAUCAGAAACGAGUGGAUGCUGAAGAGCCUCAUUCUCCACACAUGCUGUGGGUGGAGCCUGCCAACCUCUGACAGCCCAGGCCCCUUUUCUAUACCUUCAUUCUCCCCAUGACUCCUCCCUCUCCUGCUGCUGCUGCUGGGGUAGCUGUUACUGUAGCGUCUCACUAAGCGAGAGCAACUCUGAGCCUCUGCUGCUUCUGCCCUGCGCUUAAUGCCAGCAUAAUGCCAAUUUAGGGAAAUUCUAUGGGCAAGAAAAAGAGUUUGAUUUCUUAAUAGACACUUUUUUUUUUUUUUUUUUUUUCCUUUGGAAGAUGCCUCACUGCAAGUGAACCACGAGUCAGACUCGACUGUCCUGCUGUGCUGUUAAACAGGAGAUAAAAGCGAUUAGAACCGUGUGGUUUGACCAACAUGUUGGAGUUAGAAAUGCAUAUUAAUUUCUCUCAUGGUGCAAUGUUAAUGAUGUCGGUGCCGCGAGCUCUUGCCCGCUGACCGCUAAACACAGCCGGCAGGGCCUGGAGCUGAGCCAAAGAUGAUACUGACCCCGGGCAGUUCUCUGAAAUGAAACAAAGAGUUUGAGUUCUCCAAAGAGUUGAUCUGAGAGACCUCAGACCAUCACCGCAGAGCUGCUGCUCUUCAGCCAAACGUCUGGACUUUCAUUCACGCACAACUUUACAUCUGCUGUGUUUACAUAUCUGAUGGCUUAGAUCUUAGGGCUCAGGGGGAGAUGAGAGGUACUAUAAAAAUUCAGCUUAGGUUUAUUAUCAUUACAUUAUGAUUUAUUAUCAGUAGUAGUAGUGUAUUUAUUUACUGUACUGGUACAUGGAGGGGAAAUAAUUCAACAGGCCAGAUUUUAUUAUUACUGUUUUUUUAAUCUGUAUUAUUAUGAUUCAUUAUUGUUAGUGUUGUUGUUGCUGUUAAUAAUAAUAAUAAUAAUAAUAAUAAUGAUUACUAAUAUUAAAACAAUAGCAACAAUACUAUUAAUAGUAAUAUUACUACAACGAAUAAUAACAAUAAUAAUAAUAAAAAUAACAGUAGUAAUAAUAAUACCUGGCUAACAGCAGCCACUGUUGUUAUCCAGGUAUUAAUUUUAUCCUUACUAUAUUAUAUUCUUUGCUUAAGAAGAACAAUUUAUUACUAUGAUUAUUUACAAUACUGCUGCUAAUAAUGCUUAACUUAAACAAGAAACACACUGGUUCUGAUCAUCGUAGACAGAUUGACUGUCCAGCCAGAUCAGGUUUGAUUAUUCUAGUCUUAUUAGUCUGUGGUCGUGUUUGUGCAGCAGCACCGUCACUGCAGAGAAUCUGAAUCUGAAGUCUAAGUGACUUUUUUCACGCACAUCUGUCUGUACAGCCUUAUUUUACUGUGUUGUGAGCCAGUCUCUCGUUUUUGCCACAUCUCCUCUCAGAGCUUUGAGAUGAUGGUCUCGGGUUCCUGCGGCUCUCAGAGAACUGAAACAGCUCAAUCCACAUUUACAGAACCCACCAGAACCGGAGGCUCCUUUCUCUCGUUAUGAAUGUAAUACCUGACUAGUUCUCACUCCCUUUCCCCAAGUCUGACUCCCUUUCCCCAAGACUCACUCCCUUUCCCCAAGUCUCACUCCCUUUCCCCAAGUCUCACUCCCUUUCCCCAAGACUCACUCCCUUUCCCCAAGUCUCACUCCCUUUCCCCAAGUCUCACUCCCUUUCCCCAAGACUCACUCCCUUUCCCCAAGACUCACUCCCUUUCCCCAAGACUCACUCCCUUUCCCCAAGACUCACUCCCUUUCCCCAAGUCUCACUCCCUUUCCCCAAGUCUCCUUUAUUUGUUAAAUGUGAGCCGACUAAGUUGAGGCAGGUAAAGGCAGGUGACCUUUGACUUUUUUACAUCAUAUCCAAAUCCAAACGCAAUGGUCAGUGCAGGUCAUCCUUCUGUGUCUUGCCUACUUAAGUCUUGCCGUCCGUCUGUGUGUGCGUGUGUGUCUGGAUGCCGAGUGUGUAGCUGUGUGUGUGUGUGUGUGUCUGGAUGCCGAGUGUGUAGCUGUGUGUGUGUGUGUGGAUGCCGAGUGUGUAGCUGUGUGUAGAGGUGUGUGUAGAUGGUGAGUGUGUAGUGGUGUGUGUGUGUGGAUGCCGAGUGUGUAGCGGUGUUCCACUCAUCCGCACCUCUGCACUCUUUAAGUCACUCACACUUUCUGUUUGAGGUCAGUCAGCGUGACGCAUCCUGUGUUUUGAGUUUAUUAUGGGACUUUAAAUCAUGUAUUGUUGCAUUUAAACACAGAAUACCUGAUUUGUUACAUAUUUAUAUGGUUUGUAUGUAAGAAUAUAAUUUGAUAUUUGUUAUAUACAUGCACUAGUUUAAGUGUGCUUACGUUCUUGAAUCGAAGUGU
Pygocentrus nattereri (red-bellied piranha) is the source of this 6911-nucleotide messenger RNA. RefSeq names its product ATP-binding cassette, sub-family C (CFTR/MRP), member 1 (gene abcc1). Gene Ontology annotation, biological process: glutathione transmembrane transport; xenobiotic transport. Bases 1 to 4551 code for a protein of 1516 amino acids. The transcript has 31 exons. The record is from RefSeq and is a predicted model, not a curated record. Lineage: Eukaryota; Metazoa; Chordata; Actinopteri; Characiformes; Serrasalmidae. Gene Ontology annotation, molecular function: glutathione transmembrane transporter activity; ATP hydrolysis activity; ATP binding. Gene Ontology annotation, cellular component: basolateral plasma membrane.